Messenger RNA from Prosopis cineraria, 897 nucleotides. Its product is annotated as MDIS1-interacting receptor like kinase 2-like. Gene Ontology annotation, molecular function: protein kinase activity; ATP binding. Gene Ontology annotation, biological process: protein phosphorylation. The record is from RefSeq and is a predicted model, not a curated record. The transcript is spliced from 2 exons. The coding region runs from base 1 to 897 and encodes 298 amino acids. Lineage: Eukaryota; Viridiplantae; Streptophyta; Magnoliopsida; Fabales; Fabaceae.
AUGCUAAUAACUAGUGGAAUUUCAUAUAUUCUAGUUCAAAAAUCAAAGAGAAGAAAAGGUCACGAUGGAGAGGCAAUAACUCUCAAUAUUUUCUCCAUUUUGGGUUUUGAUGGGGAAAUUUUAUGUGAAAAGGUUGUGGAGGCUACGGAGGAUUUUGAUGAGAAAUAUCUCAUUGGAGUUGGAGCACAAGGAGGUGUUUAUAAAGUUGAGAUACUUGAUAGUCAAAUUUAUGAUGUGAAGAAACUCCAUCCAAAUUAUUGUAAUGCAGAUUUUUCUAAUCCUCAAGCAUUUUCAAGGGAAAUUCAAGCAUUAACAGAGAUCAAACAUCAUAAUGUCAUGAAGUUGCAUGGGUUUUAUUUAAAUUCAUGCCUAUCAUUCCUUGUUUAUGAGUUCCUAGAAGGUGGUAGCUUGGAUAAGAUUAUAAAAAAUGACAUGCAAGCAUCUAAACUUGAGUGGGAUAAGAGGGUGAUUGUUGUUAGAGGUGUGGUUGAUGCAUUAUUCCACAUGCACCAUGGUCUUUCAUGCCCUAUAGUUCAUCGUGACACAUCAAGCAAGAACAUCCUAUUAGAUCAAAAAUAUCAAGAAGCUCAUAUCAAUGACUUUGGAAUAGCAAAGUUUUUAAAGCUAGACUUGAACAACAUGACCUCAUUUGCUGGCACCUAUGGCUAUGCAGCUCCAGUAUCACUGCUUUGUUCUAGCAAGGCUGUUAUUGCUCCUUCUUCUAAUUCUUUGAAGCUGUUCACUAAUACAUCAUUGGCAAGAUAUAACCCAUUGGAACGCCGAAGAAAAUGCUCAUACAAAUUUGUCGUGUUUGAUGUAGAGAUUGCUUUUACAAUGCAAGCAAAUGAGAAAUGUGAUGUUCAUAAUUUUGGGGUCUUCCCACAUUGGAAAUCUUAA